UCGAAAGGAGCCCCACCCCUUCGGGGGUGAUUCCAGGGACUAAGUAGUGGGAGGCAAGCACCUUCGGCGACAGCUCAGGUCUCAUCUGACUCGUGCUCCUGCUGGCUGGAACAUGGAAGAUUUGGAGGAAGAUGUGAAGUUUAUAGUGGAUGAGACCUUGGACUUUGGAGGGCUGUCACCAUCUGACAGUCGUGAGGAGGAAGACAUAGCAGUGUCAGUGACUCCAGAGAAACCCCUCCGAAGAGGACUUUCCAAUCGAAGUGACCCAAAUGCAGUGGCCCCAGCCCCCCAGGGGGUGAGGCUCAGCUUAGGCCCACUUAGUCCAGAGAAGCUAGAGGAGAUUCUCCAUGAGGCCAACCGACUGGCAGCCCAGCUGGAGCAGUGUGCCCUGCAGGAGCAGGAGAGCACAGGUGAGGUCCUGGGGCCUCGAAAGGUGAAGCCCAGCCCUAGGCGGGAGACCUUUGUGCUGAAGGACAGUCCCGUCCGAGACCUGCUGCCCACUGUGAGUUCUUUGACUCGGAGUACCCCCUCUCCAAGCAGCCUGACACCCCGACUCCGGAGCAGCGAUAAGAAGGGGUCAGUCAGGGCUCUUCGGGCAGCAUCUGGAAAGAGGCCCUCCAGUGUGAAGAGGGAGUCACCCACUUGCAAUCUGUUCCCUGCAUCCAAAAGCCCAGCAUCUUCUCCUCUUGCCCGGCCCACUCCCCCAGUCUGGGGCAAAGCUGGACCCAGUGGGAGAGCAACAGCAAGCCCGCCUCCCUCUGUCAGACCAGUCUUGGCCCCACAGCCUUCUACCAGCAAUUCUCAGCGCCUCUCUCGGCCACAGGGAGCAGCUGCUAAGACUUCCAGUCGACUGCCUGUUCCCUCGGCUAUCCCCAGGCCUGCCAGCCGAAUGCCACUCACCGGCCGGAGUGUACCACCCAGCAAAGGUGCCCUGCCUCCAGCUUCUCUGCCAACUCGGAAAGGAGUUCCACGACCAAGCACUGCAGGGCACAGAGUUCCCAUUUCUCAGCGACCAAAUCUUCCUGCCCCUGGUGCCACCCGCAGCAAUCUUCAGCCCCCCAAGAAAGCUGCAGUCCCAGGACCUACCAGGUAAAGAGAUUAGGACAGCAAGCAAGAAUUCCGUAGCAAACCACUACAGUCACUGCCUGGACUCACCUCUACUCGGCCUCCCAAGCCCUCUCAUGGAAGACAGGCCCCAACUCAAGCAAAUCCUGGCCCAGGAGCAGGAGAAAGAGAUCCCACCAGGGCUGGUGCCCCAGCAGUAAAGAGAUGGGAGAUGGGGUGGAUUAGGGUUGAGCUGGAGGGGAGUCAAACCCUGUGAGUUGAAAGAGGGUUAGGGAAAAGAGGUCGCCUCCUGACAGUGAAAUUAACAAGCAGAAAAUGAGAAAAGCCAGAGAGUAGUUUGUCCUCGUCCACCCCCCCUCUUGUGUUCAGUCUCAGAGAGUUUGAUCUUCUUCCCAGGCAUUGGUUCACUGGACAUUUACAUGUGAAUGGCCUCUGUAGCUAACCGCCCCACUCCCUGAGGAGCACCCUCUACUGAACUGCAGGCUUGUUUGGAGAGGCAGAGGCAGGCACCUGGUUUCCUGCAAAUUCUGUGACUCCUAACGGGCCAGUUGAUGAUAAGCUUACAUUGGGCUGCGUUUUUCUAAAACAAAAUGAAUGUAUUUUUCUAAUCUCUGUAUAUGUGAAAGUAAACUCUCCAAUU
This is a messenger RNA of Enhydra lutris kenyoni (northern sea otter), 1705 nucleotides long. RefSeq names its product proline and serine rich coiled-coil 1. Bases 113 to 1093 code for a protein of 326 amino acids. Gene Ontology annotation, molecular function: microtubule binding. The record is from RefSeq and is a predicted model, not a curated record. The transcript has 8 exons. Gene Ontology annotation, cellular component: microtubule cytoskeleton; spindle pole; spindle microtubule. Lineage: Eukaryota; Metazoa; Chordata; Mammalia; Carnivora; Mustelidae. Gene Ontology annotation, biological process: mitotic metaphase chromosome alignment.